UCAGAACUGAAGAAGAUUGACACAAAAACACGCAAACUAUUGAACAUGCACAAGAUGUUACAUCCUAAAGCAGAUGUGGAAAGGCUGUACAUCCCAAGAAAAGAUGGAGGUAGGGGCCUGAUUGAUGAAGAAACAGCAUUCAAAACAGCAACAGUAGGGCUUGAUUACUAUCUGAAGCACAAAGAAUGGCAAUAUCCAAAGCAGGUGCUUGACCAUGAAAGAUCUAAAGCAAAAAAUUCAAUAUCCAAGAAUGCUACUAAAUUCAAAAGGGAAGUAACAAUGCUAGAGAUUGAGAACAGAGAAGAUAAAUCUGCCUCUGAAAAUACUAAAGCCCUUAAACACGUGUUUAAGUCCAAGAUGACGUCAAUGAAAGAAGAGAAGUGGAAAAACAAAGCAUUGCAUGGCCAGUAUCCAAAGAUCCUAGAGAAGCCUCACGUAGACACAGUCACCACCAACAAAUGGUUGUCAAGUAAUUUGAAUGGAGAAAAAGAGGGACUACUUGUAGCAGCUCAAGACCAGGCAAUAAACACCAGAAACUACCAGAAAGUAAUAUGUGGCCAGCAAGUGGAGAGCAAAUGCAGAAUGUGUUCGCAAUAUGAAGAGUCAGUGGACCAUAUUGUAUCUGAAUGUGAGGUAUUAGCCAAA
This is a messenger RNA of Porites evermanni, 645 nucleotides long. NCBI's taxonomy places the organism in Eukaryota, Metazoa, Cnidaria, Anthozoa, Scleractinia, Poritidae. The record is from the annotation of a GenBank genome assembly.